AUGGUACUAAACUACAUAACCCACCGAGCCCCGGCAAACACAGGAACGGGUAAUAACUACAAACCCACGAGCCCCGGCAAACACAGGACAGGUAACUACUCAUAAUCCCCGACCCCUGGCAACACAUGACCGGUAACUAACUACAAUAACCGCACGAUCCCCGGCAACACAGGACAGGUAAACUAACUACAUACCCACGAGCCCCGGCAACACAGGACAGGUAACUAACUACAUACCCACGAUCCCCUGCAACACAGGACAGGUUACUACCUACAUAACCCAACGAGCCCCGGCAACACAGGAC
This is a messenger RNA of Coregonus sp. 'balchen', 304 nucleotides long. The record is from the annotation of a GenBank genome assembly. Lineage: Eukaryota; Metazoa; Chordata; Actinopteri; Salmoniformes; Salmonidae.